Rattus rattus (black rat) is the source of this 6367-nucleotide messenger RNA. It is a transcript of the gene Rapgef5, whose product is annotated as Rap guanine nucleotide exchange factor 5. The record is from RefSeq and is a predicted model, not a curated record. Gene Ontology annotation, biological process: positive regulation of GTPase activity; Ras protein signal transduction. The coding region runs from base 127 to 2769 and encodes 880 amino acids. Lineage: Eukaryota; Metazoa; Chordata; Mammalia; Rodentia; Muridae. Gene Ontology annotation, molecular function: guanyl-nucleotide exchange factor activity. The transcript has 26 exons. Gene Ontology annotation, cellular component: plasma membrane.
GGCAGCGGCUGGUAGCGCGUCCCGCGCCCGAGCCGCAGUCUCGCCCUCUCGCUGCCUUGCGAAGGCGCGGAGGCGAGCGCGGAGGAGAGCAGCCUCGGGCACCGCCGCAACCGUCAGGGCAUCAGGAUGGCGGUGGGCUCUGUCAAGAUGCAGCCGCCGUGCGAGAGCCCGGCCCUGGCUUCGGCGGCCCCGGCCGACGGGCCCCUGCGCCGCAGCCCGAGCGCCCGGGAGCCGGAGCGCGAGCCGACCGCCGCGUCUCUGCGGCCGCGCCUCAGGGACCUGCCUGCGCUGCUGCGGAGCGGGCUCACGCUGCGGAGGAAGCGGAGCGCCGCCGGGGCCCGGACUCUCUCAAGAAGAAUUUCCAAUCCAUACCUUGACCAUAGUCCUUCUCAGAUUUAUGGAGAGAAUUCUUCUUGUGCAGGAAGAGCAUUGAGGAAUAUUAUUAUCCUUCAGGCAGCUGACCUGGUAAAGGACAGAGUGAAUCUCAAGGGGUUUUACAGGAGAAGCUGCGUGGGGUCGGAGCUGGUCGACUGGCUCCUGGAACACUGUCCUUUUGUCCAGUGUAGAUCUAUGGCCAUCGGGGUCUGGCAGCUCCUACUGGACAUGGGGAUUAUGUCAUCAGUGGACCAGCAUCUCUACUUUCAGGAUAACUAUGUUUUCUACCAGUUCUCCUCGGAUGAAUGCAGCUACCUGUACUGUGAAUUUGAAAGAGAGGAAGAAUGGCAAAAGGGAGUGAAGCUUUUACUGGAGCUUGUGCAUCUCAUUCCUGCGAGAGCUGGCAUCUGUGACCUGUCUCACCAGAAAGCGGAAGACUCGGAAGAAAGCAGCGAUGAAAUCCUUGCUCGACUGACAUCUGCGGUGCAGAGGGAGCUAGCGGCUGUUAUUGCUUUGAAAGCAAGGAAGUCUGCAAUCGAACAAGAUGAUGAAAACGCUGACAAACACGUAACCGUGACAGAGGCUAACGACGAUGCUCCAGAUCCUCAGGCUGGGGUGAUGUGUAAGCUUCAAGAGAGAGAUGAUAUCGGACGUAUUGAGCUGGUCCACAAGCUGGCAAGAGAGAACUGUCAGUUUCUACAGACAGACAAAAAAGAACCGGAGAAGUCGGAACAGCAAGAUGAUGAAGUGACGAUGGUUCAGGUUAAAGAGCAAGGCCAGAGUGUGCUGGUGCUGAAGAAAGUAGCAAGCUGUGGCCCAGCCCCCACCACGGGGAGCGCGGAGAGCGACGCGAGAUAUGUGGUGGUGUCUGGGACCCCGGAGAAGAUCUUGGAGCACCUUUUGAAUGACUUAAACCUGGCAGAGGUUCAGCACAAAGAAACAGAAACACUCCUUGAUGACUUCCUCCUCACGUAUACGGUAUUCAUGACAACCGAUGACUUGUGCCAGGCGCUGUUAAGACACUAUUCUGCUAAGAAGUAUCAAGGGGAAGAAGAAAACUCAGAUGUCCCUUGUCGGAAGCGCAAGGUCUUACAUCUGGUUUCCCAGUGGAUUUCUCUGUACAAGGACUGGCUGCAUGAAGAUGAGCACUCAAAGAUGUUUCUAAAGACCAUAUACAGGAACGUGCUGGAUGACGUCUAUGAAUAUCCGAUCCUUGAGAAAGAGCUGAAGGAGUUUCAGAAGAUACUGGGCAUGCACCGCCGUCACACUGUUGAUGAAUACUCACCACAGAAGAAGAAUAAAGCCCUCUUCCACCAAUUCAGUCUUAAGGAGAACUGGCUCCAGCAUAGAGGAACUGUGGCCGAAACAGAGGAAAUUUUUUGCCACGUGUAUGUGACGGAGCACUCCUACAUCAGUGUGAAGGCCAAAGUUUCUAGUACAGCCCAGGAGAUCCUGAAGGUUGUGGCCGAGAAGCUGCAGCGUGCCGAAGAGGAUCUGGCUCUGGUGGCCAUUAUGUUCUCUGGAGAAAAGCAUGAAUUUCAGCCAAAUGACUUGGCCAUUUCCAAAUCCCUGGAGGCAUCUGGUCGGAUAUACGUCUACCGGAAAGAUCUGGCUGACACUUUGAAUCCUUUUGCAGAAAAUGAGGAAUCCCAGCAAAGGUCGAUGAGGAUUUUGGGGAUGAACACUUGGGACCUUGCUCUGGAAUUAAUGAGUUUUGAUUGGAAUCUAUUCAAUUCAAUCCACGAGCAAGAGCUCAUCUACUUCACAUUCAGCAGACAGGGGAGCGGAGAGCACACUGUGAACCUCAGCCUUCUGCUCCAGAGAUGUAACGAGGUCCAGCUCUGGGUGGCCACGGAGAUUCUGCUCUGCAGCCAGCUAGGCAAGCGCGUGCAGCUGGUGAAAAAAUUCAUCAAGAUUGCUGCUCACUGCAAAGCCCAGCAGAACCUAAACUCCUUCUUUGCCAUCGUGAUGGGUCUCAACACCGCCUCUGUCAGCCGGCUGUCACAGACCUGGGAGAAAAUUCCUGGGAAGUUUAAGAAACUUUUCUCUGAACUUGAGAGUUUAACGGAUCCUUCCCUAAACCACAAGGCCUACAGGGAUGCAUUCAAAAAGAUGAAGCCGCCAAAAAUCCCUUUCAUGCCCUUACUGCUUAAAGAUGUAACAUUUAUUCAUGAAGGAAAUAAAACAUUCCUGGAUAAUCUCGUCAAUUUUGAAAAGCUGCACAUGAUCGCAGAUACUGUCCGAACCCUGAGACACUGCAGGACUAACCAGUUUGGAAGCGACAUGUCUCCAAAGGAGCAGCAAGAGCUGAAGUCCUAUGUCAACCACCUGUAUGUCAUCGACAGCCAGCAAGCCCUGUUCGAGCUCUCUCACAGGCUGGAGCCUCGAGCCUGAGCUGCGCCAGUCCGUCCUGCAUCUGCAACACUUUAGAGCAAGGGAAGGCCUCCGUUGAGCAUGUUGCUUCCUGUAAGAAAAGAGGUCGCUGAGUUUUAUCAGCAAACCAUGAGACAAGUGCAGGAAAGCCAGCCAAUGCACUUUCAGGAAGUGACACGUCAGCCACCAGAGGCGGGAGAGCUCCCCAACUGCUGUCAGGGAGAAGACAGGAGUCACAGCAUCCUUGGAACAGGGUCCUCCUUGGGACGGCUAUUUCAUUCCAGUCCAAGUUUCAGCUCACGACGUGCCAGCAUCAGGAGGAGAUUGUUCAUAGGGCGGGAAGGACUGUCACUCUGCCUGCCCACCCUACUGCUGAUUGGCUGCCUGCUCACCUUGUUGCCGAUUGGCUGUUCAGAGACCGGAACACCCAUGGACCAGCAAGGGCAUCUCCAAAUGUCCCAGGAAGAGGAGGGGCCUCUGUUGCUAUAAACUUAGCAUCACCCCGGAGGGCACGUCCUUCUGUGCAAAUGAGAAAUGCCUGGCACACACUUCCUUUGCAUCCACAAUCAUUUACCAACGUGUACACAGACGAACUAGUUCUCGCUCCACUGACGCACUUCUGUAAGCAAGGUAGCCUGGGUUUCUCAUCCAGUAAGGAGCUUGGCGUCGUUCAGUUUCUAUGAACUUUCUUUACGUAUAUCGUCAUUUGUUGUUGAGUGCAAUUUUCAGAAAAACACAGGGCCGGGACUGUGGAGUGCUCAGUGUUAGCUUACUGGGGCGACGGAAUUUCCAGUUUCUGCAUUCUGGUGUCUGAUGGAGCCUUGGCGUCCGACACUAACUACUCCGCCAGGCUCCCUGCCUACAUGCAGAACAUCAGCCCACGAGGGAGGCGAGUGAGUGAAGCUGAGUAUCUGAAGCUUAAGAGUUAGCUCGCUAGACUCAGUGAUUGAAAAGUAUCCAGAGAUGCCUAACGUCUCACUUACACGGGGAGUCAGAGCCCCGUAGUCUACUUCCCAAGUAAAGCCAGAGUCUUUUUGCAAUUUGCCUUUCACCUUCUUAUUCUUUGUUUUUAUAAAUUGGGCCUCAUAUACCAAAUAAGGCCUCUUGGAAUUCUCAAGGACUCGUUAGAGGAUCUCCCUGAAUCCUCGAGUAAGAGAAAAGGUUGUGGUUAAAACAAGCCUGCUCUCCCAUGAGCAAGAUACUAGUUCCUUUGCUGUGCGCAAAUCCCCGUCUGAGUAUUUGGUCUGUGCAUCUCUAGUCUUGAGUAUGGGUAUGCCAUUCACAUCCCUGGGAAUCGGGGGGCAGGGACUGGGUCCACCCAGACCUGCUUCCUACUCUCCUCAGCACCUGGUUCUCAUUCUCAUUACUAAGGUCUGAGCUAUGCCCGUUGCCACCUGACUUCCUGAGAGCUAUGCUGUUCCUUGGUCUUGGGACCAGUGAGCCUGAGACACUGCUAAAAGGAACCAUAUGCUUUCAGAGAGAUUGCAUCUGAUCUAGCAUGUAAAAUUUUAGCUCUAUAAACUUACAGGGGGUUACAGAAACACCCCAACUGAGGGUGAUUCACUCAGAAAAUGUUUCUCGGGUCUGAGGGCUGGUGCAUGAGACCGGAGCCACAGAACCAGGGAGAGCGAGCUGUCUUGAUGUGUAGACAAGCACAACCUCUGAGGACAGUACACACUUACAGCACAAACACGCGUGUCUUCCCUCCAAGCUAGCAACUGAGAGCGGGGCUAGUGUAUCAUAGCAGCUCAUUUUGACAUUGUAUUAACUCUACAUUGCCCCAAGCAGAGCCUUACCUUUAGAGCUCAUUGUAGAUGGAGAUCUGUUUCAGUGGAACACUGUCUGUCUAGACUCCAGCUCAGCUGGGCUGCACAAGUCACACCUGCCUCGUGCUUAGCACACUUAGAGAACUCGGCAGGGCACGAAUGGGAAUAGCCCUGGAGAACAUGGGGUGAGGCUGCUGUCCCUCCAAAGCAAAAAGCCGGAUGGGAUUUAUUUUCCCAUCCUGUAUACGGAAUAUCUAAAAAAUCUCUAAAUCCUUCUCAACUUUAACACCUGUUGCUAGGGAUUUCUCAGUCAGCAGAUUUAGGAACUUCAGACGCUUCACAGAGUCUUAAAUCUAAAAUAGGAAAAGUUCAGGAUGGUCAGACCCUGUUUUCACAGGAAGCGCUUCUGAAGGAAGCCAAGCCCUGUAUAGGUGUCCACAGGGGUGGACACUCCCAUGCAUGGAUGACUCCCUUCCUUCUCCAAAGCCUCCCGGGUGUCUAACUAAGGUCUCUUCCAGUUCUCCUUUGGGUUCUUGUGAUUUCAUGGAUCUCCAUUCCCUCCCUGGAUCCCAUAUAAUUAGCAUCUCCAUCAGUGAGUGAUACCUGGCCCUCGAGGGGUUCUUUGGGUCUUUGGAUUCUGUUCCUGCAAAGCAGAUCUGCUUGCAAGUUCCUACCAGAGACAGAACACAGGUCCAUCUAGGGAAAGUCAUAGAGUUUCCAAACAUUUCAAAGGAUUUGCCUCCAAGUGUGAACUUGCCGAAUGAAUGGUUGCCACAGCACAUGGUGUAACCCACGCUCUACCUUUUCUGGUAUCCUUAGUUGCGUUGAGAAUAAAUACCUUUUCCUACUUCACUAUCUACAUGCAGGCAGUGUGACACAUACUUUGAAUUUAGAGGCAUGAGCAUAAAGUCCCCCCCUCUGAGUCUGUAGGGAGGUAUUUCACAGUUGGGCCGUCGUCUUGAGUGAGGAAGUGGGGUAUGGCCCCGUGGCUGCUUAUGUAGACUUCUUAUCCCAGAGCUCCUGUGGCUGCCUGAGCACCAGCCCUGUGGUUUUGCACACACAAAACCUGAAAACACAAACACACGUGCACAGCAAAGCCUGAACCAAAUGGCACAACCCACACAAGCUUAUCAGAAUUGGGCAAAACCCAUUAAGCUUAGAAGACAAGGGCCACUGUAGCUGUCCAGCGCAGAACUUCUUCUCAACUUCAAAGACAUGUCCUUGAAAUUUCAGCCCACUCCUUACUGAGUGGGCCCGUUUUGCUCUAGAGAAAACACAUUUUGAAAAUUGCCAAAAAGUCGGAAGAAAUGUACUACUGUAUAAAGCAAAGCUGUAUAUACUAAGUAAGCAUUUUUAGCAGAGGAAUAUUUAUUUGCAUAGCCUAUUUAUUUGUAUUCGUAUUACGCUGUUAUUAAAUACCAGGAUGAAAUCAAUGACCAGAAGCAAGGACUCUUGCCUUUGGACGUCUCGUUGCUUAGGACUGCCAUGAUGAUGUCAGCUUGGGAUAACAAUUAGAAGAUAGAAAGCCCACAGGCCGGGCAUCUACCUAACUUCUCAGGGACUACACCUCGUAGUUUUCCACCAUUAUAAGAGCUGGUAAAUAUGAAGCAUUCGUUGACUUACCAGACUGCCAUUGACAGUGUUUGAUUUUUUUUUCUCAUAGUUCAUGCUUUCUGCCUCUGUGUAUAUGACUGUGCUGUGUAUUUAUCAAAGUAGGAAGCAAUAAUUUAUAUGUAAAAAAAAAUGGCCAAGCAAUAUAAGGUUAAAACUUACGUAAGUAACCAUUACCUUAUCUUGUAUUUUCAAGUGUUUUUUAAAUCUGCUUUUCCAAAUAUAACACUAUGUUAAACAUA